This is a messenger RNA of Fusarium keratoplasticum, 2301 nucleotides long. Its product is annotated as HET domain-containing protein. The coding region runs from base 1 to 2301 and encodes 766 amino acids. The transcript is spliced from 3 exons. The record is from RefSeq and is a predicted model, not a curated record. NCBI's taxonomy places the organism in Eukaryota, Fungi, Ascomycota, Sordariomycetes, Hypocreales, Nectriaceae.
AUGACCCUUUGUACAACAUGCGCAGAGCUCGAUAUCUGCCAGUUCAACAUGGCAGACAGCGUGCUGCCCUGGACACGCAGUCUUGCCGACCUAGAACAGCAAAGCCUCGAAGGAUGUCGAUUCUGCACCCUGCUAUGGGAGAUGGCAUCCAGCAUGAAAAGGGGUUUCCGCAGACAGGAAUAUGAACAUAUUACGCCGGCCAAGAAAGCCUUGCCCGACACAUGCCGAUGGCUUCGACUGCAUGUUAGAGGGACUGGCGCCGACAAGGAUAAGCCUCAGCUCAAUACGGUUCAUGUGGUUCUGGCCAAUGACAAGUUUGCGAGUUCGACUAUGGAUCAUAUGAAUGUUUUGAUCACGGAGGAGUUUACCAAUUACGAGAUAUGUCUUGCGGCAGACGAUGAGAGCCGGGCAUUUCAGAGUGGAAUGCUAGGAGGGAGAUAUCUAGGCACCGACAGAGACACCCCGGAGUUUUACGAGAUGCUAAGCCAAUGGCUGGAUCAAUGCAUGAACGGUGGUCGGGCACACACAGCAUGCGCCAAGUUGACGUCGGGAGACGCACGCCCAAAGCCCUCGGAGUCACCUCUUCCAACGCGGUGUGUCAAGGUGACAGAGAACCAUGUCUGUCUUGAGAACACCGGCGGUAAGAAGGGAAAGUACAUCACACUGAGCCACAGGUGGCACGACAACACGGCAGCAUGCAACACCACAGUCUCAAACCUCGGCGACCGUCUAAGCGAGGUGGGCGUGGAUAUGCUUACUCCGACUUUCCAAGAUGCCAUAUCAGUUGCUCGGGGCCUCGAAAUCCCAUACAUCUGGAUCGACAGCCUUUGUAUCGUCCAGAGUGGAGAUAACGGUCAAGACUGGACAGAAGAGGCAACAAGGAUGGGAGAUUAUUAUCAGCACUCGCUCUUUACAAUCUGUGCCAUCAGUGGAGCAGAAGGCCAUGGUUUCUUGGAGAUGAAGAGACCGGGUUUCGAGUCGAUUGUCCAGCUUCCAUUCUUUGAAGGCGGUAAGCGUGUAGGUAACAUGUACGCGUAUCGGCGACCUCUGAAGGCCGAGAGACUGUUCUCUCGCGAUGUGGAUCAAAGCAACUUGAUGUCCCGGGGUUGGGUUUUCCAAGAACACAUGCUCUCCCGCCGAAUCGUAUACUUCACCGACUCGGAAACAUUUGCAGAAUGCGCCUCCUCCACACCCAAAACCAUCCCUAGCAACCAACUACUGCCCGGAUCUACCAUGAAUUCCCGAAGCCUGCCAGACGCAAACUUUAGUAUCGGCAGGUUUGGCAUGGCCCUCAACCGUACCUUGAAGGUCGACCUAGAAGGGCGGAAGACAUCACCCUAUAAUCGGUGGUACACCAUCGUUGCUGGAUACUCGAGUACAGACCUCACGUUUCCCAGCAAAGAUCAUCUCGUGGCCAUCUCUGGUGUCGCUGGUGAGUAUGAAAAGGUUGUCAAGGCUUCCUGGCAACGUAAGAGGCAGGAAAGGUUGAUUGCCCGAUCAAUGGCUCGGAGGGGUAAGGAGUAUGUCCCUCCUGUCUCGACAUAUGCGUUUGGUCUCUGGAGAGAGGAUCUGCAUCAUGGCCUGCUCUGGAGAUCCCGAGCGCCUCAGGCAGCUGCUUGCACUUGCGGCGCCCCCUCGUGGUCGUGGCUGUCUCUCUGCAGUCCUGUGGUGUGGUUCAAUCGCCACCGGGGGACAGAGAAGGCGCUCCAGAUUAUACAAGUACCAGUCCACGCGCCUGGUGAUCCAAAGGCUCUGAAAAACAGGGCACUCCAUCUGAACGGGAGGCUUGUCAAGGUACUUGUCAAAGGUGCAGAGGAGAGCCCGCAGAAUAUCAGAGAGAUGAGAGUCGAGCAGCUGUUUGAGACUUGGAGAGCCCGGGAAAUGACAGGUGAGAUGACUCGUGAGCCUCAAAACAUCAUUAAGGGGAAGCUCAAAAGCGCACGGUUUGACGAGGUUUACUACGCCGUCCACUCGAAGGCCCGCCCAGACGAUGUGGCUGGCUGGGCGUCACUGGACGAACCACAACAUUACGGCGGAGUGGAUUGUGUGGACAUCUUCAGCGACGAGGUGAUUGCGUGUCAUGUUACCACGCGCCACAACGUGAGAUCUAGCAGACUGAGCAAAUUCGAGGUCCAGGCGCCCCUAUUUCGUGGCCGGUAUAGGGGUAAAGUUUAUGAUGUUUUGUUUCUGAGGGAGCUUGGAGAGAAUGUGUAUCAGAGGAUUGGGGUCGGGAGUAUCUUUGACACGGAUCUUAUGAAGGAGUUUGUAAAGGGUGGAAAGACUCGGUUUAAGCUCGUCUAG